CUCUUGACACGGGCACCAGUCAACUAUCUGUUUUUGACAGCUGAAGUCAGGACACUGAGGUGCGGUCAGUACAAAGAAGGGGGUUCAGUAUUAGCCUGCACUCUUCCUACGACCGUUGUGUGAUCCAGACGACUUCUGGCACUGCCAUUUGAGACUUAAAUAGUUUCCUGGGAUUUUCAUCAGCAGGUUCAGAGGGGUCUAUCACCAUGUUGGUCAGCAGGAGGUGGGUGACGGUGCUGCUGCUGGUGCUGCCCCUGUGUGCUGGGGACGACCUACCCUCUUCCCGGGCUAUUCCCUGUCCGCCAGAGGCCGACAUUGCCCCUUGCGUCUGUUCCUUAAUGAACAGUGUGGACAUGUACAUGGACUGCUCAGAUGUCAGCAGUUCAGAUGAGCUAAAAGAAAUCUUUAGUAUAAAUUUCCCAUUCACUAACUUUAUCCGUCUGGACAUCAAUGGGAAUAACGGAAUCACAGAACUGAGGGCCGGAGACUUGGGUCCGACCACCUACCAGCAGAUCCGCAUCACCGAUGGAGCGCUACAGACCAUCGACGAGAAAGCUCUCGCUAAUAGCUACUCGACCCUCACCUUACUAGAUCUUCAUAACAAUGACAUCACCUCAUUUCCAUUCGAUGAAAUUGAUUCCUUCACUAAACUACAAAACUUAAACGUGUACAGCAACAACCUGUUGAUCUUCCCUGACUUAAAAUCGUCCUCCUUGAUGUACGUAAACUUCGGACAUAACCCACUGGGAGAAAUCAAAGCGACGGCUCUGCAGGAACUCCCGAACCUGAGAGAGAUUGACUUGCAGAGCUGCGAUCUACCAGAAGUCCCUGCAGGAACGUUCACCGGGAUUAAUACUCUUCAGAGAAUUUACCUGGACAACAACACCCUGAGUGUUCUGCCGGCGGGGGUCAUCUCUCUCAGCACCUCCAGUAGCUCCGUCCACCUCUCAGACAACUCUAUACGCAACAUCGAAACUGGUGCUCUUCAAGGUGUGACUGGCGACGUCUGGCUUCAGAGCAACGAACUGACGGAGCUGGCGGAGGAGGUGUGGCGGUCGCUGUUCGAUGCCAACCUCAUACUGUACGCAGCCGAUAACCCCCUCACCUGUGACUGUAGCAUCGCCUGGCUGGUGCUGGAGGCCAAGUACCUGACUCGCCUGGGAGACGAUGUCUCCUGUGCUGACGGGGAGCUGGUCAAGGAGCUGAACCCCGCCAUCUACAUCACCAUGUGUUCCUAAUGUACCUCUGGUCAUUACCAACACUCCUCUCCACCGGUCGGCUCCUCCAUCUAUUUAGAGUAUUUAUUUUGCAUUUCUCGAAGAGAGGCGCUCUCUAAGAUAAGCGCAGGUAUCAUUAAAUAUUCACUGCCUCA
Procambarus clarkii (red swamp crayfish) is the source of this 1372-nucleotide messenger RNA. RefSeq names its product oplophorus-luciferin 2-monooxygenase non-catalytic subunit. Gene Ontology annotation, cellular component: extracellular matrix. Gene Ontology annotation, molecular function: protein binding. NCBI's taxonomy places the organism in Eukaryota, Metazoa, Arthropoda, Malacostraca, Decapoda, Cambaridae. The record is from RefSeq and is a predicted model, not a curated record.